AUGUUCUUAGUAAUGGGAAUCACGGGAAAUGUAGGCGGCGCGACGGCAAGGCAUUUGCUAGCGCAAGGCAAGAAGGUGCGCGCUCUGGUCCGCGACCGCGAGAAGACGGUUGACUGGGCGAACCAGGGCGUGGAACUGGUUGACGGCGACUGGAAUGAUUCGGCAGCCAUCGAGCAAGCGCUCAAGGGCGUCGAAGGCGCCUUCGUCAUGUUGCCUCCUGUCUGGGCGCCGUCGCCUGAUUACAAAGAAGCAAAGGGCGUGAUUGCAAGUUAUGUCGAGGCGCUCGCCAAGGCAGCGCCGCCGCGAGUGGUGGCGCUUUCGUCAAUGGGGGCGGACAGAACCACUGGACACGGGGUGAUCAUGGCCUUGUCGCUUCUGGAGCAAGGUUUUCGCGACCUGAUAUCGCCAAUCGCAUUUGUGCGCGCUGGCGGAUUCUUCGAGAAUUUUCUUUUCGGCUUGCAGGUCGCGCAGAGCGGAACGUUACCGGUCUUCUAUAAUCCGACAAAUCGAAAAUCAACCAUGGUCGCGACGGACGACAUCGGCGCGCAGUUCGCAACCCUUUUGACCGGGCCAGCGUGGUCAGGGCAGCGUUUCAUUGAGAUGGGUUCUAUGGUCACUGCGGAUGAAGUCGUGGCGCAAUUGGGCGAAUUCCUGAAUCUCGACGUGAAAGCCUUGGCAAUCCCACGUGCAGGGUGGGCGCAAGCGUUAGAGCAAUUCGGUAUCCCGAAGGACCGCACCGGACCUGCCGAAGAAAUGUACGAGGCCGUGAAUGCGGGAUGGAUGGACCUCGGUGUGGACGGCACGGAGCACGUAGCGGGGACAACGACCGCACGCGAUGUCUUCGCAGCCGCGCAGAACGCCAUGACGGAG
Molecule: messenger RNA, 870 nt
Organism: Mesorhabditis spiculigera
Lineage: Eukaryota; Metazoa; Nematoda; Chromadorea; Rhabditida; Rhabditidae
Source: the annotation of a GenBank genome assembly